Musca vetustissima is the source of this 2151-nucleotide messenger RNA. It is a transcript of the gene Gga, whose product is annotated as ADP-ribosylation factor-binding protein GGA3. The transcript is spliced from 7 exons. The record is from RefSeq and is a predicted model, not a curated record. Gene Ontology annotation, cellular component: trans-Golgi network. Lineage: Eukaryota; Metazoa; Arthropoda; Insecta; Diptera; Muscidae. Gene Ontology annotation, biological process: intracellular protein transport; vesicle-mediated transport. Bases 1 to 2151 code for a protein of 716 amino acids. Gene Ontology annotation, molecular function: small GTPase binding; ubiquitin binding; phosphatidylinositol binding.
AUGAAGACAGAUGAAAAUCUCUUGGAGGAGAUGUUGGAGAGGUCAACAAAUCCUUCCCAAGUUGAAGUAGACAAUAUGGCUGUGCAAAUUUUUUGUAUGCUGGUGAAUAAUAACAAAGAUGCAUUGGUGGAAAAGGCCCAACAAUUAAUUGUGGACAAAAUAAAAUCGCAUAAUACAACCGAAGCAGACAAAGCAAUUGGGUUACUAGAGGAAUGCAUGUCGAAGGGCGGUGAAGAUUUCCAAAGGAAAACCGCCAAAUUUGUCUUCCUAAAUAAAUUAAUUGGCUUGGUGUUGGAUAAACCAACAGGACCACCAGGAUCUUUGCCUGAUCCCCCUGUACCAUUGCAAACCAAAAAACGCAUCAUGGAAUGUUUAAUGCUGUGGACCGUAGAACAUGCCGAUAAAAAUAAAAUUCUAGAAGCCUAUGAUAAUCUGAAAAAACAAAUUAAUUUUCCUCAUGGACCGGCUGCAUCGGUUAAUAAUGCCAAGUCCAUUUUGGGUAAAGAUGAUUUACUGGUAGCAAAACUAUUAAAAGAGGGUGGCGAAGAGAAUUAUCGCAAGGCCAAUUUGGUAAUACAACAUCGUUUCAAUCAGGAGGCAAGGCGUAUUGAAUUUAUAUGUCAUUUAAAAUCGGAAUUGAAGAAAAUUGAAAAUACCAUGGAAUUGUUGGAGCAAAUGAUAAAUGUAUAUUCAACGGAACCAUCGUCCACAGAUGAUAAGGAGAUAAUGCAAAGUCUGUACAGUACCUGUGAGGGACAUAAUGAACAAAUGGCAAGAUGGCCAGAUUUUUUGGGUGAUUCGGAACCGGAUUUUUUGUCGGAUGUUUUGAUAACCAAAGAUCACCUUUUUUCCCUAUUACAACGUUACAAUGAAUUAAUUAAUGGCUCGGAUGAAAAUAAAUAUCAAACUAAAACGGCUACGACAACAACAAAUCAUGUAAUUGCAGGUUCCAAUGCAACACCCUUGAUAAAUACAUCAAGAUCAUUCGCAUCUGCAUCAGCUUCAGCCAAUUCAACGACAUCAAAUGCUGAUAUUCUCUCAGAACUUUUGGGUGACACCACCCUUAAUCCUCCUACAACAACACCAUCUGCCAACAAUAAAGUUGAUAAUGCAAAAACCAAGGCGGAUAAUAAAAAUUCAACUUUAGACGAGUUAACAGAAAUAUUUGGCAGUAUUGAAACUAAAAAUAAUGAGUCAACAAAUUAUCCUACAGAUUUACUUAAUAAUUUGGAUUUAUUGGAACCGAUAAGUGUUUUCAAGACAAAGGCAAAAAUGGAAGCGGAAAAUGAAAAUUCGACAAAAACAACAGAUGGUGGUGGUGUUGAAACACAAAAACAACAUGGCUUCAAGGAGUUAAGGGAAAUCGAUAAAAUAAGCGAAGAGUUGUUUAAGAAAAGCCUGCAAAAUGAGCAGCGGCAAGCGACAUUUAAAAAAGAACCUGAGAAGGUAACCCUUAAUGAUUUGGCCAAAGAUAAAAUGCAAAUUUCCUUGAAAUCACAACAACAACAAAAUGGCAAUACUACAACAAUGGAUUGUAAAUCAAACGAUGAACCCAUGUUGAUGAGUGAUAUCACUAACACAGAUGAAAAGAAAAACUCCUUGGAGAUAGAAAACGAAAAACCAAUAACUGAUUGCGUUUCUAUAGAAUCAAAUGAAGAAAAUAAGACUAUUGAAAAUAAUGCCAUAAAGCCGCAGCCAUUAUCCUCCCCAGCUACUGUGGCGACCAGCAGCAAACCUUUGGCAGAAAUACAAAUCGAUUUGGAUCAAUUAACACCCAUUGCCGAGGGCCAGCGAAUACUCAUGGACGAUGAAGACAUUGAGGUUUCAUUAAAUUUCACUUCAGAUCGGCCUUCACCACAUGUUUCGGUUAUUGUAAUGUCGGUUGUGAAUAAGUCACGACUGCCAGUGGAAGAUUUUCAGUUUGAGGCAAGUGUGAAAAAGCCCUGCAAGGUACGUUUGCUGCCACCCACAGAUACCAGAUUGACUCCACGCAAACCAUUCCGACCCUCAGAGCCAAUUAAUCAAGUGAUUUUGCUUAUGAAUCCCACUGAAAAGGCUGUGGAUGUGACAUGUAUUGUGGGCUAUAGAUUGGGUGACGAUCCCGAUCCUGUAAAGGAGUCAAUUAUUGCAAAAAAUAUUCCCUAUGUUUAG